CCCCGUGACACCAUCAUAGAACCAUCUUCAUGCAGGCGGAUGUGCUCGUGUGCGACGGAAACUACGCUAACGACUCUGUAAACACAACGUAAACGCUACGACUUCCACCAACUUGACGUUAUAAUAGAUCAAUCAUGGGGAAGUCGUUCGCAAAUUUCAUGUGUAAGAAGGAUUUCCACCCUGCAUCGAAGUCAAAUAUCAAAAAGGUAUGGAUAGCAGAACAGAAACUGACCUUCGAAAAGAAGAAGCAAGAAGAUCUUAUGCAGUCGUAUAUGAAAGAGCAAGAUUGUUACAACAACAGGGUGUUGGUUGGGGAUGAUCGGGUUAAAAAUGGCCUCAAUUUCAUGUACGAGGCUCCACCUGGAGCAUCCAAAGAGGAAACAAAAGAGGAUGGUGAGGACGAGUACAAGUUUGAGUGGCAGAAGGGGGCUCCUCGAGAGAAAUAUGCCAAGGAUGACAUGAAUGUUAGAGAUCAGCCAUUUGGAAUCCAGGUGCGCAACGUGCGAUGCAUCAAGUGUCACAAAUGGGGCCAUGUGAACACAGACAGAGAGUGUCCUCUCUAUGGGCUGUCGGGGAUCAAUGCCAGCUCUGUGGCCUCAGAGGAAGCAGCAGGUCCGUCGAUGCACCCCUCUGAGUUAAUGGCGGAGAUGCGAAACAGUGGGUUUGCCCUGAAAAAAUGUGUUCUUGGUAGGAAUUCUACAGUUUGUGAUCCAUCGCAGGAAUAUGUUGCCAGCGAUGACGAGGAAGAUCCCGAAGUCGAAUUUCUGAAGUCAUUGACGACCAAGCAAAAGCAGAAGCUCCUUGGAAAACUUGAUCGGCUGGAAAAGCAAAAAAAGGCCAAGAAAAGGAAGAGCAAAAAACAGAAGAAGAAGAAGAGCAAAAGUAAACAAAAGAAAAAGCAUGAGAGUAGCGACAGCUCAAGUGACUCCUCCGAUAGCAGCAGCAGUGAUAGUGACUCAGAUUCAGACAGUCGUGGCAAGUUCAAGAGCCCAGAGAGAAAGAAGAACAAGAAAAAAGGUUCCUGUCGGGAUAACAGCUCUAAGAGCGAGCGGCGAGUCAAGAGUCAGAAAAGGGCCUCGUCUCCCAGAAGCAGGUCACCGAGCCCUCGCACCGGACACAAGCGGCGUGAAGAGCGCUCCGCAGAUUACAGGCAAACAAAGGCCGAGAGGGGCAGGAGCAGGAGUCCGAAUCGCAGCCCAGCGAACAAGAUCAAGCCGGAGGGAGGUCAAGAGAGAGAGGGGCUGGACAGCAGGGACGGGCAGAGAGCGAGCAGCUCCAGGCCCGCCACGGACUCAGGGAGGAGCGGCGAGAAAGGCAGGGAGGACAGAGGUGAAGACGGGCGACACAGCAGAGAUGAUGACAGGAACAGAAGCGGCACAGAUGGAAGGAGAGGCAGAGCAGCAGAUGGGAGGAGUAGAAGCAGGGAAAGGAGGAAGGAAAGGGAGGGCAGGGGAGGAAGUAGGAGUAGAGAGAGGAGAGAGAGAAGCCAAGACAGAACAAAAAGGAAGCACUGACUCGUUUGAAUUGGUUCCCUCUUUCAAUGUGGGAUAAAACGUGUUGAUUCUUUUUUUUUCUUUGCUAUGACUGUUCUAUGGUGUUGUUGGUAAUCAAAGUGUUCCCUCUCUUUUUUAAAUGGAAGAUAUUGUGCAGUAGGUCUCCUUUUUCUCCAGCAGAGGGAAGCAGUCGAUAGAAAAUGUACCCAGCUCAUGUGUUUUCCUCUAUCCGUUAAAGGGUCUAAAUUAAUUGAUUAACAUUUGAGGCAAUUUGCAGCUGUGAUCCGUUGAUGUGAAAAUAUUGGAUGAAUUUUUAAUGGCCGCUAGAAAGACUCAAUUCUGUCACUGCUGUUGAUUUUUUUAUUUUUUUUAUUUUGGUAGUGUAAUUACAAAAUAUCCAUGUCGUAAAGUGUUCUGUUUUGAGCUGAUAGCUAAAAGCUAAAAUUCUGAUUAAAAUUCUAAUCAUCUCAAUCAAAAAAA
Messenger RNA from Gasterosteus aculeatus aculeatus (three-spined stickleback), 1973 nucleotides. RefSeq names its product corepressor of RBPJ and splicing regulator (gene cirsr). Gene Ontology annotation, cellular component: nucleus. NCBI's taxonomy places the organism in Eukaryota, Metazoa, Chordata, Actinopteri, Perciformes, Gasterosteidae. Gene Ontology annotation, molecular function: transcription corepressor activity. Gene Ontology annotation, biological process: negative regulation of DNA-templated transcription. The record is from RefSeq and is a predicted model, not a curated record.